GUCAGUUUACGAACGCGAACUAAGGCCGGCGCAGCGAUUGCCGCGAAUGGCAAAGUAUUCCAAAUGAAUAAUAUAUUUAAAAAAAUUUAAAUAAAAAAAAAAAUUUUUUUAACAAAUAUUUGCAACAACUAUUUCAAUAAUAUAUAUUGUAAUAUACAAAAAUUGUUGCUUGAAAGGAGUAACCGACGAAACAUGAAAAAGUUAACGAUUUUUAAAACUCAACAGAUUCAUUCGUGAAUGAGCGCAAAAAGCUGAACGCUGUGAGCUGUUUCACCGUUUUUGUUUGACAAAACAAAAAAAUAAAAAUAAAAACAAUUAAAUCAGGCGAAAGUGAGUUAAUACUUGGUUUUACAAUUUAAUUGUCAAAACAUCACCAAUUAUCUCAAACGGUUACAUCAGCAGUUGUAUGGAAAAAUAUAGAAUUUUUAACCAAAAAUUGUGCAUACGUUUGGAAGAUUUAAUACAUACUUUCGAUUAAAAAAUGGGUUUAGCCAAGGCAACAUCGAAGCAUUUGUUGUUGCUUUUGAAUUUUAUAUUUACGCUACUCGGCAUUGUUCUGAUAGCUUUUGGUAUUUUCGUGUUGGUCAGUGCUGCCAACAACAACGUCGAUCAUGGAGAAACUUUAGCCGGUGCACUCAUCAUUGCUUUGGGUGUUGUUAUUGUGGUGAUUGCGAUAUUCGGUUGCUUGGCGGCAAUACACGAGUCCCGAACAAAAUUAAUAGCAUACAUCAUCAGCUUGGUCGUGCUGAUACUGUUGCAAUUAAUAUUGGCUGCGAUGGCGUCUCAGGGAACCAAGGAUGGACUUUCGGGCAGCGUACAUGAUGGUUUCGAGCAGCUGUGGGAGGACGAAGUGAAGGCACCGGGCGCUUUGGCCUACUACGAGGAUUGGCUGCACUGUUGUGGUGUCAAUAGCACCGAUGACUAUCAUCACAUACAACACGACAUACCACGUACGUGUUGCAAGGACCAUAAUUGCCAAAUAGUGGACAACAUUUACACGGAGGGUUGUCAGGCGAAAUUCGAGGCAUACCUUUCGGGGAAGAUGCUUAUGUUCGGCGUAGUUAGUUGGAUUUUGAUUAUUGGCGAGAUUAUUGGCGCCGUUUUAGCAUGGAUGCUAUACAGUAGUGUGAAAAACGAAAGCAGACGUAAUUUGCGUUGGAUGUAGUAGUAGUAAUGUUAUGUUCUUUUUUAUUGUAGCGAAUUUGUUUUUUUUUUCUUGUUUUUAUGAAACGACAAAUACUUGAUUGCUAAAAAGAAUUGUGUUAUUGUGGUGCUGAAAAGUUUGUUCUCUAAUCGUGAUUAUUUGCAUAACGACUGUACCAUAAACUGUACAUAAUAUUUUUAUUAUUGUUCAAAGUAAGUAAAAUGCAAUAUUAAUACAAAACCUAACUAGUCAAAAUGAAAAAUAAACAAACGAUUCAGUAUGAUUUAUAUUAA
Anastrepha ludens (Mexican fruit fly) is the source of this 1437-nucleotide messenger RNA. Its product is annotated as tetraspanin-9. The record is from RefSeq and is a predicted model, not a curated record. Lineage: Eukaryota; Metazoa; Arthropoda; Insecta; Diptera; Tephritidae. The coding region runs from base 482 to 1165 and encodes 227 amino acids. The transcript is spliced from 5 exons. Gene Ontology annotation, cellular component: membrane.